Molecule: messenger RNA, 1758 nt
Organism: Oreochromis aureus
Lineage: Eukaryota; Metazoa; Chordata; Actinopteri; Cichliformes; Cichlidae
Product: C-type lectin domain family 4 member D-like
Exons: 8
Coding region: 73-999 (308 amino acids)
Source: RefSeq, a predicted model, not a curated record
AAACAGCAGAGUCCGUUCCUGUUAAGGGCAGUUUUAAUUUUCAGUGCACUGAAGGCAACUUGACUUUUAAAGAUGGAAGAAGAAGUCAAUUAUUCCACGAUGGUUUUCAAAACUGGUGCUUCACCUCAAAAAGAAAAAAUCAAGGACUCAACCAUUUAUUCUGAAGUUAAAACUAAAGUGCCUGCUGGUCCGUCUGCUACACCUGAAAAAAACGAGGACCCAACCAUUUAUUCUGAAAUAAAAACUAAUGCACCUCCUGCUGCUCCUUCUGCUGCACCAGAAGCAGAAGGCAAAGCAGCUGCAUGCUCCCAUUUCCCUCUACUGCUGGUGUGUUUGGAGAUACUUUGUGUCCUCCUGCUGGCGGGCAUCAUCGCCAUCAUCUACAUGAGUUUGUUAAUGAACGUACAGGCAGCAAACCUCCGUGACCUCACAGCAGAAUAUCAGCGGUUGGCCGUGGAGAAGGAAAUCUCAGACAAUAAAACUGAGGAGCUGAGAAGAGAGAGAGACAAUCUCAACUGGACACUGGAAGUCAUCCUGAAAUUUGAUAACUUUCCAGUAAAUGAUUACUGUCCUAAUAAACAGUGCCAGCCAUGCCGCAGUGGCUGGAUCCCAUUUAAGGACAAGUGCUACCUGUUUUACAAUGAGCGCUCCCCCUGGAAAACUUGGGGAGAAAGCCAAAAGUAUUGCAAAGGCAAAAUUGCAGAUCUGGUUGUUAUUGACGAUCUCAAAGAGCAGGAAUUUCUCAGUAGUCACAUAACAUAUUACUACGAUAAAUACCACGGAUACUUUAUUGGGUUACAGAAGAUAGGAAAUAACUGGGUCUGGAUUGAUGGACACAAUGACACUCUGAGUUACUGGAUGAAUGAGAUGUCAGACAGUUCAGGCCCAUGUGUGCUGAUCAUCCCUGAGAAGAAUGCCACAAAAAGCUGGGUCGAAGCAAAAUAUGUCUUUGAGAACAAAUUCAUCUGUGAGAUAGACGCCCUGCUUUUGUCCACUUAGUUAAGCUGCUGUUCUCUGUGUCCUCUCCCAUGUUGCCAUCCAUGCUCCAGAUACUGUCUGCAUUAUUUGUUUCUCAUCUUUAUAAUGGAGGAUGGAGAACUUGUAGUUUUUCAGCUGCUGCAACUAUUUAUGAAAAGACUUUAAGCAGACCAGUGUGUGUCACCAAAAGGCAGAAAUAAUGCAACACUGUACUUUUACACCGAGCAACAUUGCAUGUAUUUAUUACAUAAUUCAUGUUGCAAGUUCCAUCCUGUGUCAACCUCAACACUGUCUCCAUCUGUCUCUGAUGUAAAGUGACAGAGGUUAAAGGUUUGAAAGUUCAACUUUUUGGGUUUUGUUAAUCAUUUAAAAUAACAGCAUGAUGCAGAUGUUUUAAAGCCCUUGUUGAUGGAAAGAGUCACUGUACUCCAGAUGUUCAACAGUCAUAUUUGUGUUUUUUACUUUUUGAUUCAUACAAGUUUUAGGAGGAAAUUUCAGAUACAGUAACACAUUAAGGACCACCGUAACAGUGACAAAGUGUCGACUCAACAAGAUUUUUUUUUUUAUAUUAAAAAAAAAAGCUCCUGACCCUUUUGUUAUUAUUAAUAGCGAAAUGAGGAUUGUGUUCAGCAUUUAAAUACCCACUGAGCUGUCAGUUUAAAGAAAUAUUUAAAUCACAACCAACACUGAGUUUGAAAGUCAGGAAAAUGAAGGUUGAACAUAUAUAUAUUUUAUUAUAUAUUUAAUUAAUAAAAUGAUUCAAAACAUCUUCCUCUUAAA